AUGGGAAGAAGGGCAAAGACAGGUAAGGACCGUUUAGAUCGCUACUACCACUUAGCCAAGGAACAGGGAUACAGAGCUAGAUCUGCUUUCAAGCUGAUUCAGCUUGCUCAAAAGUUUAAUAUCUUUAAAAAUUGUGAAAUAUUAGUAGACUUAUGUGCAGCUCCAGGAGGAUGGCUACAAGUGGCAAAGAGGAAUAUGGGAGUUUCCAGUAAAAUUAUUGGAGUAGAUUUAGUUGCAAUUAAAGGAAUUCCAGGAGUUACUACUUUUAAAUGUGAUAUAACAACAGAAAGAUGCAAAAAGUUAAUAUUUGAUGAGUUAAAUGGAAUACCAGUAGAUGUAGUACUCCAUGAUGGUGCUCCAAAUGUAGGUACGUCAUGGGACAAGGAUGCAUAUAUACAGAAUGAACUGGUUUUGCAUUCAGCUAAAUUAGCUUGUGAGAUUUUAAAGCCAAAUGGUAUUUUUGUGACUAAAGUUUUUCGUUCAACUGAUUAUAAUUCAGUACUUUGGGUACUUAGUCAGCUCUUUAAGACUGUAAAAGCUACAAAGCCCCAGUCAUCAAGAAAUGUAUCAGCAGAAAUCUUUUUGGUUUGUUUGGGAUAUAAAGCUCCAAAGAAGAUUGAUUCUCGCUUUUUUGAUCCAAAGUAUGUUUUUCAAAGUAAUAAGGGGGAAAAUGAAGGUGUUGAUUUGGAUUCAUUCGGAAAUAAUCUAAAUAAAGAUCAUUAUGGAGAUGAUAGUGAUGGUGAUAGUGAUAGUGACAAUAUGGAUGAUCAUGAAAAUAAGUUACUUACUAGAAAAACAAGGAAAAACAUGAAAUCUAGUUUAUCUGAGUUAAUCAAGGGAAUUGGUAAGAGAAAUAGAGAUGGUUAUGAAAAAGGGGAUGAUUUCAGAGUAGUUAGUGCUUAUGAUUUCUUUCAUGCCGAGAACCCUGCUUUGGUCUUACUUAAAAGUAAUACUAUCAAUUUGAAUCCAAAGAAAGCUGAUGAAAGUAAUACUUUAGAAAGAGAAUUUAUUGAUUUAGUUCUUAAUCAUCCCAAGACAACCUAUGAAAUUAAACUUCUUUGUGAGGACUUAAAGGUUUUGGGAAAAAAGGAACUUAUGCAACUUCUCAAGUGGAGAUUUUUAGUCUUUAAAGAUAUUAAAUCAAGCCAAAGUAAAAAAGACUCCCUUCAGGGGAAAGAGAAUAAUAUAACUGAUAGUGAUGAUGAUGAGACUGAACUUGAUGAUAAUGGGGAUGCUGACAAUCAUGAGAACGAUAAUAUUAUCCAAGAAAGUGAGGAAGAAGAUAAUUGCCAAGGAGAGAUUGAUCAGGAACUUUUAGAUAUGUUAAAGGAACAAAGAAGAAGAAAUAAGAUAUUAGAAAAGAAGAAGAGGUUGCAACAAAGAAAGAGAGAAUGGAGAGCAUCACUAUCAAAGGGAGGUUUUGAUGUUGAGGGUAAUGAACAGGAUUUAUUUAAAUAUACAAAAGAGGUUGCAAAAGUCCUUGAUAAUGAGGAAAGGGAUGUAUCAAUAGAUGGAUAUUUCCCAGAGGGAGUCCAUUUUAAUGAUAAUUUCUUAUUAGGUGAUGACUUUAAAAUAUCUUCUCAAGAAAUUCAAGAUGGUGGCAAUAAGGUUAGAGAUAAUAGUAGUGAUGAGAGUAAUGACAGUAAUGAUGAGGAGCUGGAUCACAAAGAUCUUUUGGGAAUUGAUUUGGAUAUACAGGAUUACAUAAAAAGGAACAAAAUAAUGCAAGGAGGGGAUUCCAAAUUAGAAAGACAAAAAAGCAGACUACUAGGACAAAAGAAGGAAACAAGAAGAGAGAAAGUUAUUUCUGACUGGGUAGAGGAGAUGAACCAAUUUUCUAAUAAAAUUGAAGAGGAGAAUCAAAGAGUAUUAGCAAAGAAAGCAUUUGAUCAGAUAUAUUCCAGUGAUGAUGAUACAGAUUUUGAGGAUGACAAUAAUAAUGAUAAUAAGAAGAAAAACAAGGUAUCAGAAACAAACAAGUUAAAAUCUAUGAAAGAUGAAACUCAGGAGUUAUUUGAUUAUAAAAAUGAUAUUAAAAAAGACACAUUAAGUAAUAGAUGGUUUUCAAAUUCAGUAUUUAACGACUUUAUAGGAGAGGAGAAAACACAAAACACAGAAGAUGGUACUAUAAUUAGAGAGCUUUCCGAUUCAGAAAUCCCACAGAUUCCAAUGAAUGAAAAGAAACUCAAAAAACUUAAAAACAAAAAAUCACAAGAUAAAAACAAGGAGAACUCUAAGAACAACGAAAUAGAAUUUGUCCCAAAGUCUGCUGGCUCGAUUAAUAUAAAUGAUGGUAUUGAGGAGUGCUUUAAUCAGAAUAAUAAUGAUGAAUAUGAUCAGGACCAAAAAGAUAUGGAAGAGGAAGUGAAUUUUGACUCUGUGGAUUCUGAUGAUGAAGAUACCCAAGAUAGUGAUAGUGAAAGAUUCACGAAGCCUGAAAAUGAGGAGGAACUUAAGAUGAUUCAGGGUAUUGGGUCAUUAUUAGUAAAUAAGUCUACAAGAAUGGAUUUAAUUGAUGGUAGCUAUAACAGAUAUGCUUUUCAUGAUCCAGCUGAGGAUCUUGAAAACAAUGUUCUUGGAUUACCUUCUUGGUUUGUGGAAGAUGAAAAUAAACAUAACAAACCAGAACUACCUAUAACAAAAGAUUUGAUGGCUCAAUAUAAGGCAAAACUAAGAGAAAUUAAAAAUAGACCAAUAAGAAAAGAAAGUGAAGCUUUAGCUAGAAAGAAGAGGAGAUAUGAAAAGAUUAUGGAGAAAGCUAGAAAAAAGGCACAAUCUAUUGCUGAUUCAGAGGAAAUGAAUGAAGCUUCUAAAUCUAAGACUAUUAACAAUUUAAUUAAAAAAGCCCAGAAAGUUUCCAGUAAAAAGAGAGUCAACGUAUAUACUGUAACUCGAAGACAUGGAUUAAGUAAACAAGUCAAGAAUAAAGACAAGAACAUUAAUUCUACAAAUCUAAAGACUAAGUUUGUAGAUAAAAGAUUAAAGAAAGAUAAGAGAGCUGUAAAGCAUAUAAAUAAGAAAAAGAAACAUAUGAGCAAAAAGCGAAAUAAGAAGAGGUAA
Cryptosporidium ubiquitum is the source of this 3060-nucleotide messenger RNA. Its product is annotated as methylase. The transcript has a single exon. Gene Ontology annotation, biological process: maturation of LSU-rRNA from tricistronic rRNA transcript (SSU-rRNA, 5.8S rRNA, LSU-rRNA); maturation of 5.8S rRNA from tricistronic rRNA transcript (SSU-rRNA, 5.8S rRNA, LSU-rRNA); rRNA methylation. The record is from RefSeq and is a predicted model, not a curated record. The coding region runs from base 1 to 3060 and encodes 1019 amino acids. Lineage: Eukaryota; Apicomplexa; Conoidasida; Eucoccidiorida; Cryptosporidiidae. Gene Ontology annotation, cellular component: preribosome, large subunit precursor; nucleolus; nucleus. Gene Ontology annotation, molecular function: rRNA (guanine) methyltransferase activity; rRNA (uridine-2'-O-ribose)-methyltransferase activity.